Melopsittacus undulatus (budgerigar) is the source of this 4004-nucleotide messenger RNA. It is a transcript of the gene CDKAL1, whose product is annotated as CDK5 regulatory subunit associated protein 1 like 1. Gene Ontology annotation, molecular function: 4 iron, 4 sulfur cluster binding; tRNA (N(6)-L-threonylcarbamoyladenosine(37)-C(2))-methylthiotransferase activity. The transcript is spliced from 16 exons. The record is from RefSeq and is a predicted model, not a curated record. The coding region runs from base 90 to 1847 and encodes 585 amino acids. Lineage: Eukaryota; Metazoa; Chordata; Aves; Psittaciformes; Psittaculidae. Gene Ontology annotation, cellular component: endoplasmic reticulum. Gene Ontology annotation, biological process: tRNA methylthiolation.
GGCGGGGCGCAGUAGCCGUUAUGGCGGAGCCUGGCUGAGGCUGCGUAGCUUCUGGCGGAGGAAUAUUAUCCAGGAGGAGUUAAACCUUGAUGAAAAAGAUGCCUGCUGCCUGUGAUUCGGUGCUUGAAGAUAUUGAAGAUAUUGUGUCAGCAGAAGACUUGAAACCACACGAUCGGCAAUUUGUAAGGCAGAAUGUUUUUCCAAAAGUACGAAAACGCAGUUCACAAAAAAAUAAUCAGACAGAUGAUGAACCCCCAAGUGACAGCAUUAUUCCUGGUGCUCAGAAAAUCUGGAUUCGUACAUGGGGAUGUUCUCACAAUAAUUCAGAUGGUGAAUAUAUGGCUGGACAGCUGGCUGCAUAUGGAUACAAAAUUACAGACAACUCUGCUGAAGCAGAUUUAUGGCUGCUGAACAGUUGUACAGUAAAAAAUCCUGCUGAGGACCACUUCAGAAACUCAAUCAAGAAAGCCCAACAAGAGAAGAAGAAAGUGGUUGUAGCAGGCUGUGUGCCACAAGCCCAACCUCGUCAGGACUAUCUAAAAGGCUUGAGUAUUAUAGGGGUUCAGCAGAUAGAUCGUGUAGUAGAAGUUGUGGAGGAAACUAUUAAAGGUCAUUCUGUGAGACUGCUGGGUCAGAAAAAGGAUAAUGGAAAACGGUUGGGGGGAGCACGACUGGAUUUGCCAAAGAUUAGGAAGAAUCCACUGAUAGAAAUAAUUUCCAUCAAUACAGGGUGUCUCAAUGCAUGUACCUACUGCAAAACUAAGCAUGCCAGAGGAGAUCUAGCAAGUUACCCAGUUGAAGAACUAGUGAACAGAGCAAAACAGUCUUUUCAAGAGGGUGUUUGUGAGAUAUGGCUGACCAGUGAAGACACAGGGGCUUAUGGCAGAGACAUUGGCACAGACCUCCCUACGCUUCUGUGGAAGCUGGUUGAAACUAUUCCUGAGGGAGCUAUGCUGAGGCUUGGCAUGACGAACCCUCCCUAUAUUUUAGAGCAUCUGGAGGAAAUGGCGAAGAUUCUCAAUCAUCCAAGGGUGUAUGCUUUUCUGCAUAUACCUGUCCAGUCAGCCUCUGACAGUGUGCUUAUGGACAUGAAAAGAGAAUACUGUGUAGCAGACUUCAAACAAGUAGUGGAUUUCCUUAAAGCAAAGGUUCCUGGAAUAACAAUUGCUACAGAUAUCAUCUGUGGUUUUCCAGGAGAGACUGAGGAAGAUUUUCAAGAAACAGUGAAACUUGUAGAACAGUACAGAUUUCCAAGCUUGUUUAUUAAUCAAUUUUACCCACGACCCGGAACCCCAGCUGCAAAAAUGCAUCAAGUGCCAGCUGCAGUGAAAAAACAGCGAACAAAGGAUCUGUCCCAGCUGUUUCAUUCGUACAGUCCAUAUGAUCAUAAGGUUGGUGAGAGGCAGAGAGUUCUGGUAACAGAAGAAUCCUUUGAUUCCAAUUACUAUGUUGCUCACAAUCCUUUCUAUGAGCAGGUUCUUGUACCAAAGGAUCCUUCGUUAAUGGGUAAAAUGGUAGAAGUGAAUAUUUAUGAAGCUGGGAAACAUUUCAUGAAGGGGCAACCAGUGUCAGAUGCCAGAGUUUACACUGCAUCCAUCACUAGACCGUUAGCAAAAGGAGAGGUUUCUGGUUUAACAGGGGAGUUCAGACAUGCACCACAGAAUGGCACAAACUGGAAAGCUCACCCUUCUGCUGAGAUCCCAGUGAAAACACCACUCAGCUCAUGGGUAGCUUUGCAGCUCCCAUGGCAACAAGAAGGAGGUGGACUGAAGAUCCUGUCUGUCAGCUUGGCUCUACUGGCAGCCCUUGUUAUGUUUUACUACGGUGGAAUGAAAACAGAACUGUGAACUGAAUGAGGCAUUUAUGAAAACAAUAAAACUGCUGUUUAAAAUCUUCAAAGGAAACAUUUUUACCAACAAUUCCUUUUUUUUUAAUUAAAAAAGUUAUUUUAAAUUGAGCAAUAAUUUGUACUCACCCUAUGCCUUUCCUGACAUUUGUAGCAGAGAAUAUUAAUAACCUCUAGAGAGACCUCUCUUGCUAAAAUUUGAGAUCCUUGGCACAACAGUUUGUUGCAUCUUUCUUCCUUUUUUCUAAAAUUAUGCAAUGUUUGCAUUGCUUACUCAUAACUGCUGUAGCAGGUAAAAUUGCAUGUAGUUCACGAGAAAUAUUUCCAUUGAGUGAUAUUGGUGAUCUUUUAUGGGCAGAACAUUUAAAGCUUUCUUAAAAAUUUUGCUUAGUGCAGUGUUAUGGUUUGAUAUGUGUCUUUUUACAUUAGAAUCAAACUGUUGGGCCAUUAAAGUUUGUCAUUUGUUGCUGUUUAUUUUGCUGUCAUGUCUGAAAGAAUUUCUGCCCUGCUCUUUUGCCUCUCUCAAAUUCGCGAUGAGUUACUACGUUGUGUAAAUAGAAUGAGAAUUAUUUUUUACUUAGAAAUAGUUUUAAAGAUACCACUUUUUUAUCGUUGAAUGGGAAUAUGGAGUUCUGGUGGCAGAGAUCUGUUAAAAGAUGGAUUUAAUACUGUGUAGAUUUAGUAUAAUGCUCAGAGAACUACACGAGUUUUGUAUUGGCUGUGCAUUGCAUUGUGCUGUGUAUAAGACAAUAUUGCUCUGUUAGUGAAGAGGUUACAUUUUACACACUGCAAAUUUCUAAUUACUUUCUUCAGGCCAUUUUUGUCAUGACAGGAUCUCCACACAUCUUGAGAUUGUGCUAGUCAGCCAGGAACUGGACUCUGUGUCCAGCUCUUCUCACAGAUGACUGCAUGAUAUUGUUCAUUCGCUCGUGCAUUGUUGCUGAGCUGUCUACAUGGCUAUUGUGGUUUAACCCUGGUAGGCAGCUAACAUGAAGCCACUCACUCACUUCCCUCUGGUGGGAUGAGUGAGAGAAUCAGAAAGUUAAAAGUGAGGAAACUCAUGGGUUGAGUAAAGACAGUUUAAUAGAUAAAGCAUAUACUGUGCACACAGGCAAGGCAAAGCAAGGAAUUAAUUCGCUACUUCCCAUCCACAGGCAGAUGUUCAGCCAUCUCCAAGAAAGCAGGGCUCCAUCACACGUAACAGUUACUUGGGAACAUACCAUAACUCAGAGUGUGUGUGUCCCUCCUCCUGUUUUCCCCCCACCUUUUAUUGGUGACAUGAUGCCAUAUGGUAUGGGAUAUCCCUUGGUCAGCUGGGGUCAGCUGUCCCGGCUGUAUCCCCUCCCAGCUUCCUGUGCUCCCCCAGCUUACUUGCUGGCAGGGUGGUGUGAGGAGCAGAAAAGGCCUUGACUGUGUAAGCACUGCUCAGCAGUAACUAAAACAUCCCUGUGUUAUCAACAUGAGCUUUGUCACAAAUCCAAAACAUAGCUGCAUACCAGCAACAAUGAAGAAAUUUAACUCUAUCCCAGCCAAGCCCAGUAGAGUGGCUGUACAGUGCAGAUGAAUAAUCCUCUAGGAUGAAUGCUUCCUACUUUGUAAAGUGAGGUUUCAUAAUAAUUACAGACAAUUAAUCGGGAAGUUCCACCAUGAUGCUUUCAGUACAGCCUGUAAAUUAUAACAACAGAUGUAAUUGUCUUCAGGAAGUCAGCUGUGUAAUGACUUGAAUAUCACAUUUCUUACUGCAGCCACUGAAGGUCAUGAACAAAAUUCAUGAGAUUUAAAAACAAAAACAAACAAAAAAUUAAACACCCCCACAAAACCAAAAACCAAAACACAACACAACAAAAACCGACCACCCAGAAAACACCAAAAGGAAAAAACAACUGUGCUUUUGAUUUGCUACUGUUUGGUUGAUUUUUUUUUUUCCAGGCCUUUCUGUACAAUCAGGAAUAUGUAACAAUCAGUAAUUUACAUUUUUAACAACUCUGAAAUUCUCAAAAGAAGAAAAAAACAGCAAAACAUUUGUCUCUGGGAGCUAAAAUUUUCAGGAAAAUGCCACAUGUCGGAAGGUUCUCAGGAAAACUAUGAGUUGACAAAAUCAUCAUAUGUGAGCCAAAUUUUUGCAUUUGAUGGGAAUAAACUAUGCAGAUAUGUUCUA